Juglans regia (Persian walnut) is the source of this 1080-nucleotide messenger RNA. RefSeq names its product UPF0496 protein At1g20180-like. The coding region runs from base 1 to 1080 and encodes 359 amino acids. Lineage: Eukaryota; Viridiplantae; Streptophyta; Magnoliopsida; Fagales; Juglandaceae. The transcript is spliced from 2 exons. The record is from RefSeq and is a predicted model, not a curated record.
AUGUGGGCAAAGUCUAGAUCAGCAGCUUCAAAGAUCAAGAAAGAUGGCAAGGAACUGAGAGAUGCCCACAAGAGCUUAAAUGUCAACGAGGAGUACCUUAGUGCAUUAAGAACCAAAUCCUAUGGUGAAUUCUUCACUAAAGCUCAAUUAGUGGUAAACCAGCCAUCCUUUCCAUCAUGUUGCCACCAUGAAUUCUCUGAAGUUCUUCUCGAACCAGGUCAAGAAACGAUAAUGACUGUUCUUGAUUCUGCAAUUCUUUCAAAGAUACCUGAAUUAAAAGUCCUUAUGCUCAUGUACUUUGACAUCAGUGCUGAGGCUUCAAACAUCUGCAGCCACCUCCUCAAAAGCAUCAACUCUGUCCAAUCUAACUACCAAUUCAUCCAACGUGCACUUGAUACCUUUGAUGAUUACUCUCCCGACCAACUCAAACUGAUUAUUUCAGAGCUAAAGGCGUUCAUCAUCCUAAACAACCCGUUUUCCAAUCCUGACAAGCAUGAUUUUAAGCAGAUAAACAACAAGUACUCAUCCCUGCUGAACCACCUGAAGACAAUGAGAAAAAAGGUGGCAAGAAAACUCAAGCUGAUAAAGUAUUUCAAGAAGGCAUUUGAGAUAUGCAUAACCGCAGCCAGUGGCUUGAUAGCAGUUGCAGCCAUUGUUCUGGCAUUUCACAUUCUUGCCGCACUGCUCCUGGCCGGGCCUGCACUUUUCAUCAGCUUCCCCAUGAAGCGCUCAAAGAGGAUCAAGAUGUUGAGCUUUGGAUUCUUAAGAAGUGGGAUUCUCAGCAAAGUGAGGGAGCAGAUUGAUGUAGCAGCAAAGGGAACGUAUAUUUUGAACAGAAGUUUGGACACAGUGAGUAGACUUGUGGCUAGACUUCAUGACGAGGUUGAACACAAGAAAUCAAUGAUACAGUUCUUUUUGGAGAGGCGAGACGAUAAAUUUUCUCUGCAAGUAGUGAAGGAGAUUAAGAAAAGUGAUGUAGGGUUCAGGAAGCAAGUGCAGGAGCUUGAAGAGCAUGUAUAUUUGUGCCUUGUCACCAUUAAUAGGGCUAGAGCCUUGUUUAUUAAGGAGAUGACCUCAUGA